Molecule: messenger RNA, 768 nt
Organism: Cotesia congregata
Lineage: Eukaryota; Metazoa; Arthropoda; Insecta; Hymenoptera; Braconidae
Source: the annotation of a GenBank genome assembly
GAUUCAAUUCGAUCAUCCUCGGACGACGCUGAAUACAUUGUCACUGGCUCAGUAGAUGACUUGGUAAAAGUUUGGGAACAAAAGAACGGCAGUCUGAAAUUAAAACACAAGUUAUCAGGACAUUCACUUGGAGUUGUAUCUGUCGCAAUAAGUUCCGAUGGCACAAAAUGUGCAUCAAGUUCCUUGGACUCGAGCUUGAGACUGUGGGAUUUAGAGUCUGGUGAGAGAAUCUCGAGUAUUGAAGUCGGCCCGGUUGAUAUUUGGACUGUUUUUCUGGAAGUCAUGCAGGAAAAAUUCACUUGUAUGGAACUGAAAGUGAGUCCUGAUGGAAAGUAUAUUGCUAGCGGUGCUAUUGAUGGAAUAAUCAAUAUAUUCGAUGUAGCAUAUGGAAAAGUCUUGAGAACAUUGGAAGGUCAUGCUAUGCCUAUUCGAUCACUCUGCUUCUCCCCGGACUCACAAUUACUUUUAACAGCUUCUGACGACGGACAUAUGAAGCUUUAUGAUGUAAAAGACGCAAAUGUUGCUGGAACAUUGUCAGGUCAUGCAUCGUGGGUUCUUGGAGUAGCUUUUGGUCCAGACGGUCAAAAAUUUGCUUCAAGCAGUUCUGAUCAUACUGUUAAAAUUUGGGAAUUAGCACAAAGACAGUGCUUACACACUUUCAAUGAUCACAAUGAUCAAGUUUGGGCAGUAAAAUAUCACCCUGAAAAAAAUAAUUUACUCGUUUCAGUUUCAGAAGACAAAUCCAUUAAUUUGUAUGAAUGUCCACAG